Didymodactylos carnosus is the source of this 1350-nucleotide messenger RNA. The record is from the annotation of a GenBank genome assembly. NCBI's taxonomy places the organism in Eukaryota, Metazoa, Rotifera, Eurotatoria, Philodinida, Philodinidae.
AUGCGAUUAUUAUUGUUCAUUUAUUUCCAAGCACUGAUUAUCAUUAAUUUCACUCAUGAAUGGAGUGACAGUGGUAAAGUUAUGCAAAAUGACAAUCUACAGUUAAAAAAUAGUUUAUUACAGAAAAUUACUCAAGUAUCAAAUAUGACAAGAUUAAAGAAGAAGAAAAGAACAACUACCAGUGCUAGCUUCACAAUGACAACUGUGUCACAUGAUCCGAUAUACGAGCAUGCUUAUUACAAGAGUUCGUGGGGAUUUCUUAACAAACAUACCGUACGUGUUACAUUUCAACUGUUUGGUUCACUUCAGCCAAAGUCAAGUGAUUAUAUGAAAUAUAUUGCUCGACAUAUCCAUAGUGGAACAUUACGUGAAUAUUCAAUUCAACCAUAUAAAUCUAACAAAAACAACACAAACACAAUUCAUUUGCAGGAUAUUGAACAUGGGAAACAUUCGAUUUGUUUACUCAUUUAUGCAUCACGAUCGCUAAAUAGUGUGGACAAACAGCUAGCAAAAGAACCGAAGAAUAUAUUUUGUCAAGAUAUCUAUUUUAAUUAUCAUAGAUACGGACAUUUAGAGCACACUGGAGCAGGUGAUGCAAAUGCUGUAUUUUUCAUGAUAACACAGUACGCUAUUGUUAGCGUAAUACUUUUUAUUUUACAAAUUGCAUAUUCCAUACAAAAAUAUCGAAAGUUAAAAACUAUGCAUCAUCAUAUUUUUCCUAAAUUAAAACACGCUAUAUCUUCAGAAUCGUUUGAAACCCAUAAAAAAGGUAUGCUGAGAAUGUUUCAAGCAAUACUGACACAUAAACAACCAAUAAUACAACGAGGUGUACGUGAUUAUGAUACAGGUAAACACCAACUCAGACAACAAAUAGUCAAAGACGUCGGAAACAAAACGAUGCCGUCGAAACGAGUGAGAGAUAUAUCAGUCUAUGAUGCAAGUAAAACGACGCUAUUACCCAAUAAAAGACUUUACGUUGUUCCUGAUACUAAAGAUCCGUCUUCAAAAACAACAUGGACAAAAAUGAAUAUAAAUUCAUCUUCUGAAAAACAUUAUACACCCGCUUACAAAACUCAUCUUUUAUUACCAAGUCCUUAUUCGUCUUAUUCAAAUUCGUCAUCUUUAUCACAACAACCAUAUGAACAUGAUGAUGAUGAUGAUAAUGCAGUGACCUUUGAAGUGGGUGAUACUAGUGGAAUCGAAGAUGAAAAUGGUUUUCAUUCUAACAUUGUAUCCUAUGACGAGCAGACACCCAGUUUUCAAUCAAUGGCACAUAUACUAGACGCCUCGAAACCAUGGUCGCCAAGACUAUCGUUAGUGCCUAAGAAGGCUAAUGGUGAUCAUAAGUGA